UUCUGUCAACAGAAGCGUACGUCAGCAAGGUUGUUUUCUAACAUGGUGACGUCAUAGGGCUGGCGGAAAACGAAUCAAGGACAGAACCGAUGGCUCACAAGUGAACUUGUACGGGCUCAUGUGGCUCGCUUUUCUUCAUGCUGGGUUUGUUUUGGGACCGACGAGGCUAGCACAUCUGCUACUGACACUUGGCUGGAGCGUUCAAAUUGAGUUUAACAAGCAGGAUCAUGGUGUUGGUCCACAGCUAUUGUGAAGCCGGGUUUCCCAUUUCCCACACAUGGGUGGAUGAAGGAAUCGCCCCCUGCUUCUAUUUCACUCUGGUCCCUGCUGUCCUGCUCACUAUCGCUUUCUUCCUAGGCACCAUUCACUGUGUCUUUUACCAAAAAUAUGGCACAGCAAUGGAGCCCAAGUUCAUCCCCCGCUCUCAUCUCUACAGGCUCCAAGUGGCCAUUUCCAGCCUACUCUUGGUUCAGUCUGUGUGCGGGAUGGUGUGGCUUGCCACCCAUGAUCAGGAGCUCCCAGGCUAUGUGCUGAUUUAUGGCAGCUCAUCUGCCCUAGCCUGGGUUUGGGGGAUUGCUUUGCUCACUGUGGAGAGGCGCAGGGCUCUACUCGUGGAUCGAACGUGGGGCCACAGUACCGCGCUACUACUAUUCUGGGCGACAGCGUUCGCAGCUGAGAACCUGCCAUUUGUCUCCUGGUUCAGUCCUCACUGGUGGUGGGGCCUGGAGGACACCAGGCAACAGGUGCAGUUUGCCUUAUGGGUGGUGCGUUAUGUGGGCACAGGACUGCUCUUCUUUCUUGGUCUUAAGGCCCCAGGGUUGCCAAAGAGACCGUACAUUCUGCUUAUAAAUGAAGAUGAGCGAGACGUAGAGCAGAGCAGACAGAGCCUCUUGGGCAGACCAGAGCAGAACCAGUCAACUUGGCAAGGCUUCAGGAAGAAGAUGAGGCUACUGUUACCUUACAUGUGGCCUCAAGGCAGUGUCUGGCUCCAACUGCUUGUCCUCUUCUGUUUGGGGCUGCUGGCAGUCGAGAGGGUAAUCAAUGUCUUUGUUCCCAUUUACUACAAAAAUAUAGUUAAUGAACUCACGGAUGGCAGCAGCUGGCACACUCUGAUCAUCACUGUGUGUAUUUAUGUCCUGCUAAAGUUCAUGCAGGGUGGGGGAGCAGGAGCCUCAGGGUUUGUCAGCAACAUGCGCUCCUUCCUAUGGAUCAGAGUGCAGCAAUUCACUAACCGGGUAGUGCAGGUACGUCUGUUUGCCCACCUGCACGCCCUCUCACUCCGCUGGCACCUGGGCCGGAAAACUGGUGAUGUGCUGAGAAGUAUAGACCGUGGGACAUCUUCCAUAAACAGCUUGCUCAGCUAUAUAGUGUUCAGCAUCAUCCCAACAAUUGCUGACAUUGUCAUAUCCAUCAUUUACUUUAUCACCUAUUUCAACGCGUGGUUUGGCCUCAUUGUCUUUGUGUGCAUGACCCUCUACCUCACUAUGACCAUCAUUAUCACAGAGUGGAGGACUAAGUACAGACGGGACAUGAAUCAGCAGGACAAUAUUGCUAAGACUAAGGCGGUGGACUCCUUGCUGAACUUUGAGACUGUGAAAUACUACAAUGCAGAGAACUACGAAGUCAGCCGCUUUGAGGACGCUAUCUUGAAAUACCAGUCAUCAGAGUGGAAGACUCAGGCAUCCUUGGCUCUCCUCAAUCAAACCCAGAACCUGAUCAUCGGAGUGGGUCUGAUGGCUGGCUCCCUGCUCUGUGCCUAUUUUGUGACAGAAGGAAAGUUCCAGGUUGGUGAUUUUGUUCUGUUUGGAACAUAUAUCAUCCAACUGUAUACUCCUCUCAACUGGUUUGGAACCUACUACAGAAUGAUCCAAAAUUCAUUCAUUGACAUGGAAAGCAUGAUCAAACUUUUUGAGGAGGAGGAAGAGGUAAGAGAUGAUGUAAAUGCUGUGAAUUUUCACUACAAGCUGGGAAAAAUCGAAUUUGAAAAUGUUUACUUCAGCUACACACAUGGCAAGGAGGUUCUCAAGGACGUAUCCUUUACAGUGCUACCUGGACAGACUGUGGCCCUGGUAGGACCAUCAGGGUCCGGGAAGAGCACCAUCAUCCGACUCCUCUUCCGCUUCUAUGAUGUUCAGGACGGUUGCAUUCAUAUUGACAGUCAGGACAUAUCCAAAGUGACCCAGUCAUCUCUGCGAGCACACAUUGGUGUAGUCCCCCAGGAUACGGUGUUGUUCAACGACACUAUCCUGGAGAACAUACGCUAUGGUCGCAUCUCUGCAAGCGACCAGGAGGUGGAGGAGGCUGCCAUUGCUGGUGAUAUCCAUGACAGAAUCAUUGGAUUCCCUGAGGGUUAUGAUACUCAAGUGGGGGAAAGAGGCCUAAAGCUGAGUGGAGGAGAGAAGCAAAGGGUGGCGAUAGCAAGGACCAUCCUCAAAGCACCACAGAUUAUCCUGCUGGAUGAGGCCACAUCAGCGCUCGAUACCCAAACUGAACGCAACAUCCAGGCUUCACUCGCCAAAGUCUCUGCUAAUCGUACAACAGUUGUUGUAGCUCACAGGUUGUCCACAAUCAUCGCCGCAGACCAGAUUCUGGUCAUCAGCGAGGGUCGGAUCGCUGAGCAGGGACGACAUGAGGAUCUACUGCAAAAGCAUGGCCUGUAUGCAGACAUGUGGGCAAGUCAACAGCAGGCUCAGGACUCCGAUUCUUCAUCAGACACUGAAGCCAAAGGCUUACAAGUCUGAGAAACUGCAGCCACCUUCUACUCCCUCAGGCCACCAUGGCCAUUGAAUGUUGCUUGGUUGGUGUGAUGAUCUUGAGUCAAGAUAUUAUUUGAUCACUUGAGAGAAUGUAUCAGGCUUGUUUUUUUUUUUUUUAGAAUACUGUGUUUGAAUUUCUGAAAGGGAUCCAUUUUUUUCUAUGACUGGACUGGUUCAUUAUAACUAGCCCUAGUGAGAAUACAACAGUAGUUAGUAGUUUAUGUAAGGAUUUAGUCAUUCAAUCACAUUUUUAAGACGGGCCAUUUUUAUUUUCUACAUAUUUUUAAGUGAUGAUAUUAGGAAAUACUGUCCUACAUAUGAUAGGGAUAACCAAAUCAUAAAUCAUGGUAAUGUGGUAAUGUUAGAAGGUUUUUAAAGAGGUAAUAAUAAAGCCAUAGAUUGUGCCACUGGGUUUGAGGCUUUGUGAUGAUGUGCUGGGCAAACUGUUGUUGCUGCAAAAACACAUUUCUGGUGGACUAUCUGUCAAAUAAAGGUAAGUUUCUUUGGGCUUGUCCCUUU
This is a messenger RNA of Syngnathoides biaculeatus (alligator pipefish), 3275 nucleotides long. RefSeq names its product ATP-binding cassette, sub-family B (MDR/TAP), member 6a (gene abcb6a). Gene Ontology annotation, molecular function: ATP hydrolysis activity; heme binding; ABC-type heme transporter activity. The record is from RefSeq and is a predicted model, not a curated record. Gene Ontology annotation, cellular component: membrane. Gene Ontology annotation, biological process: transmembrane transport; heme transport. The transcript has 19 exons. The coding region runs from base 228 to 2741 and encodes 837 amino acids. Lineage: Eukaryota; Metazoa; Chordata; Actinopteri; Syngnathiformes; Syngnathidae.